AUGAACAAUUCAGCAAUGUCACAGGCUGAAUUUCUCGAAUUGCUGGAAAAAAUGCGGAGCACUUAUACCUGGCUCAUACCGCUGAUGUUGAUGGUUUUGCUGGUGAGUUCAGGGGGUUCUGAAUUCUGAUUCUGAACUUCAGGAGUGAGAUCUAGAAUUUUCGGAAAUCUCAGGAUUUUAGACAAAAAAAAUUAUGAAAAAAACAUUUUUUUCACAAAAAAUUUAGUUUUUGAAAUUUUCUGAAUCGAAAUUAAUUUUGGAAAAAAAUCUGGAACUUUAAACUUUAGGAACAGCUUUAAGAAUCUGAAAACCCUCUCAACUUUUUUGAAAAAAAUAUUUUUUUUUUCAUUUUUGUGUGGAGAAAAAAGUAAAAAAAAUAGAAAAAAAAAUGUCGUUUUUCGAAAUUUUUUUUUUUUUUGGAAAAAAAAUCUGGAACUUCAAACUUCCAACUGCUUUAAGAAUCUGAAAACCAACUUUUUUUAAAAAUUUUUUCAAAUUCGAAUUUUUUUUUUGGAAAAUUUCAAUUUCCAUUUUGAAAUUUAGAAAAACUAGAGAAAUUGUGUUUUUCAAAAUGAAAAUCUGAAAAAAUUCAAGAAAUCUAGUUUCAGAACUUUUUUUGAAGACGAUAAUUUCAAGAAUCUGAAAAAAAAUAAUUUUGGAAAAUUUUUUGAAAUUUUUUUCCACACAAAAAUGAAAAAAAUGAAAAAAAAAUUUUUUUUUUUGUAAAAUUUUUUUUAAAUCUGGAAUUUCAGAACAGCUUUGAGAAUCUGAAAACCAAUUUUUUUUCAAUUUCGAAAAAUGUCUAUUUCUGAUCUUAAAAUUAAAUCCAAUGAUCCGAUUAAACAUUUUUUUCAAAAAAUUCCAAAAAAUUUUUCAAAAUCCACGUUCCUUUUUCCAUUUUCUCUUCUAAAAAAAGAGCAAGCAAUUAAAAAUCGACUUCCGCUAACUCCAAAAAUGUCCAAAAUUCAGAUCGCAAUUCUGGGAAAUGGCCUAAUUGUCAUGUCGUCGUCAUGGUUAUCCAGCCCGGUUUCACCGUAUUUGAAGUUGUGUGUUUCGCUGGCAGCCGCUGAUAUGUGGGCCGCGAUUUUGUUGUCUUCUGGUGAGUAGAUUCGGCCUAAACCAGGCCUAAAAGCCUAAGCCUAAGCCUAAAAUUUUGCAGGCCUUCUGGUCAACUCAUAUCUCCCAGUCGUCCAUCAAAUAAAAGCGGGUGGACCGUGUUUUGAAGCGGUUUUGGAGAUGGUUCGAAUCGGUGGAAUGUUGACAUCGGAUAUGCAUCUUUUUGCAUUGGCUAUCAAUCAAUUUUUGGGAACUAUGUAUCCGUUGAAGUAUAAGGUUGGUUGAAGUAAUCGCGCCAAGAGAACCUGAUUGUCUAGGAGCCACGCCUUGAGAGCUUCUAUGUCAAGUAGCCGAGCCUAGAAACCCUUGUCCUCAAGGAGCCGCGCCUAGAGAGGAUAAUUGUCAAGUAGCCGCGCCUUGAGAGCUUCUAUGCAAAGUAGCCAAUCCUAGAGAACUUUUUUGUGAAGCUGCCGCGCCUUGAGAGUUUCUAUGCCAAGUAGCCGAACCUAGUAAUCCUAGUUUUCAAGCAGCUGAGCCUAGACAACCUGGACCUUAAGAAACCGCGCCUAGAGAACCUGGUUCUCAAGGUUUAGCACCUAGAGGACGUCAUUGGCAAGAUUCAGGGCCUAGAAAAUCUAAUUGUGAAGGAGCAGCACCUAGAGGACGUCAUUGGCAAGGGACAGCGCCUUGAGAGGAUAUAUGUCAAGUAGCCGAGCCUACAGAUUCACUAUGGCAAGGGACCGAGUCUUGAGGACCCCAUCGUCUAGGAUUAGCGUCUAGAGAAUUGUGUUUUCAAGUAGCCGUGUCUAGAGAACCCCAUCGUCAAAGAUCAGCGCCUAGAGAACCUUGUUUUCAAGCAUCAACGCCUAGACAACCUGGUUCUCAAGUAGUCUCGCCUUGAGGACCCCAUCGUCAAGUAGCCGCGCCUAGAGAACCUUGUUGUCAAGCUGCCGUGCCUAGAAAAUCUAAUUGUGAAGGAUCAGCGCCUAGACAACCUGGUUCUCAAGCUGCCGUGCCUAGCGAACCUAGUUUUCAAGUAGCUGAGCCUAGAGAACCUUGUUCUCAAGGUUUAGCGCCUAGAGAUGAUAAUUGUCAAGUAGCUGAACCUUGAGAACCCCAUCGUCAAGGAUCAGCGCCUUGAGAACCUGGUUUUCAAGUAGCCGCGCCUAGAGAGGUCAGAAAAAUCAGUUAUGACGUGGCAACUGUAAAAUGAAUUUUUUGAAUUGCAUUAAAACUCAAAAUUCAAAAAAAAAAUCUUGGAAUCUUUCCACAAAUCAAAAAUUUUGGUGAAUUCAGGUGAAUUCUUCAAGCUUCUGGGAGCUUUUAUAGAUUCUUCAGAAGCUUCAGAAGCUAGCUGGGAGUCUUCAGAAGCUUCAGAAGCUUGUCAAAAGCUCUUGGUGACCUUCAGAAGCUUUUGAGCACUUUCUGAAGGUUUUGGAGCUUUCCAGAAGCUCUUGGUGACCUUCAGAAGCUUUAGAAGCUUUGUCAGAAUCAUCUAAUCUCCAAAUUCCCCAGAUAAUGGUGACAACCCGCCGCAUCCGCGCCCUAAUCCUCUGCCUCUGGUUCGUCCCGCAGUUCUUCGUCUUCUUCUGGUUCGUUCUCGAUGAAAACGACGGACUUCGCAACGAGAAUUGCCGUUUCAACACCUACAAUCACUUCAAAUUCCGAAUCACCGUUUUUCUGAUCUUCAUGAUUCCACUGAUCUCGACACUGGUGAUCUACGGUUGUAUUUUGGUGAAAUUAUUGAAGGCCAAAGUGGAAUUCGAAUCAGUUUCUGGAAAUCGGAAGAUGAACAACUUGCAGCAGACGUAAGUUGUUUUUAGUGCAAAAAGAUGAAUAGGGAUCAUAAUUGAGUUAGAGUUAGCCUAACUGAAUUCCUUCCAGCCACAGCUACAGUACCCGCCGAACUACAAACGUCUACUCAAAGCUGAAAUUAGUUUGGACAACUCUAUUGAUCGUCUCAACAUUCUCAUUGUCCUGGGGACUUUGUGUACUGUAUUUUGUGUUGGUUUGCAACGAUUGUAUUGUUGUGUACAGGAGGGAUAUUCCGCUCUCCUGGUCGCUGGUUUUGAGUAGCAGUGUGAAUAUGUUGGUGAGUGAGCUUGGGAGCUUGGGAGCUAUGUUUUGAGCUCAAAUUUGAGUAUUUUUGCUCUAGAUUUGCUCUAGAUUGUGCCCUAGAUUUUGGAUGUUUUGAAUUUUUAAAGAUCAGCAGAUUUUUUGACGUUACUAACAGAGUUUAAGCUUAUGCUAAGCACUAGGCUUAGGCUUUAGGCUUAGAUAAAGUUAAGCUUAGGCUUAGAUAAAGUUAGGCUUAGGCCAAUUUUUAAGGACCAGCGACUAGAGAACCUGGUUGUAUAGUGUCCACGCCUUGACAGUUCAUGUGUCAAGGGUCAGCGCCUAGAGCUCACAGUUGUCAAGGAUCAACGCCUAGAGAACCUAGUUGUCAAGCAGCCGCGCCUAGACAGUUCAAACUUCAAGUAUCAGCGUCUUGAGAACCUAAGUGUAUAGUGUCCGCGCAUAAAGAAUUCGAUUUUCAUGGAUCUGAAUCGAGAGAGGCUAGUUGUCUAGUGCCCGCGCCUAGAGAACCUAGUGGUCAAGCAGCUACGUCUAGACCGUUUACAUUUCAAGGAUCAGCGCCUAGAAAGCCUAGGUGUAUAGUGUCCACUCCUGGACAGUUCAAACUUCAAGCAGCCGCGCCUAGAGAACUUAUGGGUAUAGUGUCCACGCCUAGACAGCUCAAAUUUCAAGCAUCAGCGCCUAGAGAACUCAAUCGUCAAGAAUCAGCGCCUGGAAAACCUAGGUGUAUAGUGUCCGCCCCUAGAGAACUCAAUCGUCAAGCAUCAGCGCCUUAAGAUCAAUUAUGGCAAGCUGCCGAGACUAGAGAAUUUGAUUUUCAAGGAUCUGAAUCGAGAGAGGCUUGUUGUAUAGUGUCCGCGUCUAGACCUCACAGUUGUCAAGGAUUAGCGCCUUGAGGUCCAGCAUGACAAGUAGGCGCGCCUAGAGAACCUGGUUUUCAAGUAGCCACGCCUAGACAGAUCAAACUUCAAGGGUCAGCGCCUAGAGAACCUAGUUGUCAAGCAGCUACGUCUAGACAGUUUACAUUUCAAGGAUCAGCGCCUAGAGAACUCAAAGAUCAGCGCCUAGAGAACCUGGUUGUCAAGCAGCAGCUCCUUGCGAGCUAUUAUAACAAGGACCAGCGCCUUGAGGUCGACUAUGGCAAGUAGCCGCCUAGACGUCACUCUAGACCUUCAGAAACCUCAUCAUAUUUUUUUCCAGGUAAUGCUCAAACUCGCCCUAAACCCCUUCAUCUACACACUCCGCAUCAAAGCCAUCCGCUCAUCCGUCGAUCAUUUUCUCAACUUCAUUUCGCGUCGAAAACCCGUAGAUCAAAAAUAUUCGCACUACAGUCUGGGAGUCUCACACAGCAUCGGAAAAUCCACCAUCGAACCAACGGCGAUUUGA
Caenorhabditis angaria is the source of this 4518-nucleotide messenger RNA. NCBI's taxonomy places the organism in Eukaryota, Metazoa, Nematoda, Chromadorea, Rhabditida, Rhabditidae. The record is from the annotation of a GenBank genome assembly.